Molecule: messenger RNA, 3930 nt
Organism: Syngnathoides biaculeatus (alligator pipefish)
Lineage: Eukaryota; Metazoa; Chordata; Actinopteri; Syngnathiformes; Syngnathidae
Gene: zp3d.1
Product: zona pellucida glycoprotein 3d tandem duplicate 1
Exons: 11
Coding region: 1819-3135 (438 amino acids)
Biological process (GO): positive regulation of acrosome reaction; binding of sperm to zona pellucida; egg coat formation
Cellular component (GO): extracellular matrix
Molecular function (GO): acrosin binding
Source: RefSeq, a predicted model, not a curated record
UUUCACCUCUUGUGCAAAAGACUAUGUUGUGAUUUUUUGCCCAUUCUGACGUGUGGAUAUUUGUGAGUUUGCACACUGAUGUUGGAUGACCAGUCCUGGGUCACUGUUCAUUCAAAAUAAUCCAAAGGUGUUCCAUUGGAUUGAGGGCAGGACUCUAAUCCAUACCCAAUUUUUUCAUCCGUUGUUUAUGACCAUUGCUUUGUGCACUGGUGCCCAGAGAUGUUGAAGCAGAAGGGGGUAAUCCCCAAAUUGUUUGAUAACACAAUGAAUGUCUUGGACACCCCCAACUUUGUGGGAACAGUUGGGAGAUGACCCCUUCCUAGUCCAACAUGACUGUGGUGUGUCUUGGGGAGAUGUUUGAAUUGUUUGGGCAUCGUAGUUGUUUAUGGCGGCCACUUAGUCAUUGUGUCGUGUCUUUGCAACUGGAUCCAAAGUUCCUCUAUAAUGUGUCAAUUUAUUGGACCUUAUUAGGCCUUAUCUCAGCACAUCAUAGGAGAAUGGACAAUUUAUGACAGCUCAUAAUAGAGAAAAAAAUGAGAGAAAAAAAACACAGGUCAGUCUACAUAUUAGUAUUUCUAUUUCAAGGCAAAUUUACCCUGGUCUGGACCUCCAAAAAAUGGUGGACAAAUAUUGAUAUGGUGGAGCAGCUGUAGACCCUUGGACUCAGAAUUCUGAGGACUGGGGUUCAGAUCCCGGCCCUACCUGUUUUGGAGUUUUCAUGUUCUCACUGUGCCUACAUGGAUUUACUCCGGACAGUCCAGUUUCCUCCCACAUCCCAAAAACAUGCAUUCAUUGGAGACUCUAACUUGCCCCCAAGGUGUGAUUGUGAGUGCUGUUGUCUGUCUCAAUGUGCCCUGAGAAUGGCUGGCAACCAGUUCAGGGUGUACCCCGCCUCCUGCCCAAUGAUAGCUGUGAUAGGUUCAAGCACUCCGCGACCCUCGUGAGGAUAAGGGGCUCAGAAAAUGGAUGGAUAGAUGGAUGGUUGCUAGGUUUAUUAAAGACUAAAUUGUCUGUGAUUGUGAGUGUGACUUUUUUUGUUUUUUUAUGUGCCUUAGUGGCACGGUUGUACAACUGGAAAGCUUUGGCCUCACAGUUCUGAGGUCCUGGGUUUGAUCCCGGCACUCCCUGUGUGGAGUUUGCAUGUUCUCCCCGUGCAUGCGUGGGUUUUCUUCGGGCACUCUGAUUUCCUCCCACAUCCCAAAAACAUGCAACAUUAAUUGGACACUCUAAAUUACCCCUAGGUGUGAUUAUGGGUGUGGUUGUUUGUCUCUACGUGCCCUGCGAUUGGCUGGCAACCAGUUCAGGGUCUACCCUGCCUCCUGCCCAUUGACAGCUAGGAUAGGCUCCAGCACUCCCACAACCCUUGUGAGGAUAAGCAACAAAAAAAUGAAAUGAUGGAUAAAUGUGCCUUGCAAUUGGGUGGCAACCAUUUCAGAGUGACUACUAGUGCCUGGAGAAAACCCACCUAGGCAUGGGGAGAACACACUUAUUCCACACAGACAGGGCUAGGAUUUGAACUCGGUCCUCAGAACUGUGAGUCCAAGGCUCUACAGCUGCUCCACUGUUCCACCGUUAUUAUUACUAUUAUUAAAUUAAAAAGACCAUUUUGGCUCCACGAUACCCGCCCUCAGGCCAAUCAGGGGAGCGCAGGUGUGCUGAUGAAGCUGCCAGAUUAGACGACAGUGUGCUCGCUGCUGGUUGUGGCUUCAAUCCCCACUAUCCGGCCGCCCUCUUUUAAUUCUAGUCAUGUUGGCGUUUUCGUGGGUCAUAUGGAUGUUUUAUUGCAGUCCAGCAGUGGGUGGUCCGGUUUAGUACUUGAUGUGGUCAGACGGGGUCAAUACUGUUGUCAGAGACGAAACCGCUGCCGAGCGCUUUACGUUCUACCACCUACCAGUGUUCUGGCACACAUCACAACACUUGGUGGCCAAAGAGUUGCUUCGGCCCGCUCCUCGCCUUGGGUUGGUUCCCUCCGAACUGACUGCGCUGUUGUUUCCACAGACCACGCAGUACCAGAGCACGCCACAGUGUCCACAGAUACAGCCUGUGGAAGUUUGGUGCGGCUCCAAUGAAAUAGUUGUGCGUGUGGACCGCUUUCAGUUGAGCGCGUGGCCACAUCCAGCUCUGUACAGCCUGGGCUCGUGUCAACCCACCAGUGUGACCUCCCACUUCUUGUUUUUCCACUACCCGCUAACCAAAUGUGCUUCUGCAUCUCAGGUGCUUGCCAGUGGUCAGUUGGUGUAUUCUUAUGCUCUUUAUUAUAGUCCACCACUACAAGGCUACAUCAUUCGUGCACUACCAUUUACACUCCCAAUCCACUGCUACUACAAAAGGUUUCAUUACUCUUACAAAGUUGGCUAUGCACCUCAGGUUCAGCACAGAACCUUCAAAAAGAGUCUCGGAACCAAACUCAGCUUCAGCCUCAAUGUCUGCAAUGCCCAGUGGGAGCCCCUCCCACGUGGCCACUCUUUUGUCUUGGGGGAGCUCAUAAAUUUUGUAGCCCAGACUGGAAGCGUUCUGCCAGGCGAGAAACUCUUUGUUGACUCCUGCUAUGUGACACACACCAAAGACCCAAACAGCACGCCCAAAGUGGAUAUCAUCACUAACUAUGGCUGUAUGACAGACAGCCGACGGGAGGGUAGUUAUUCUUCCUUCAGGUCAAGGAGUGGGAACAUGCUUAAGUUUUCAAUCAAUGCCUCUCUCUUUAAGGAUGUCUCACAGACGCUUAUCCUCACGAGGGUCGCAGGAGUGAUGGGGCCUAUCCCAGCUGUCAACGGGCAGGAGGCAAAGCUACCUUGGCAAAUCCUCGGAAAAAAAAGACAUGUUCAUCUUAAGAGUGCUAACACAAGUGGUAAUCGUACCCACCCAACUUCCUUGGGGCAGAAUAAGACGGAUAUAGUAAAGGUGACCAGGCUGAUGCUGCUUACUGAGAUAAGAGACACUGGAAGGCAUCAAGACCAUAGGACAGCUAAAGAAGAGGAGAUCGACAUUGUACAGAUAAAAUAUCUGGCCGACUUCAUUGUUCUUGAACAGAAGAAAUUCCAAAUGUUAAAAGUUGGAUGGGUAACCUUUAAGGAAAAUAUCAAACGGAUGCUGAAACGAAUGUGUCUAGAGAAACUACGAGGGGACCCAGAGUGAUGUACGAAGUGCGGCCACGUCAUGCCUGAAAUAUCCGCCUGACAGAUGUGGUGGCAGUGGCAGGAAACAGGACGAGAGGAACCAGGAUGGACAUUAAAUAUGAGAGACACAUAGUUAAAGUUCACAUAGUGAAAUAUUACAUUUUAUUUUGUUUGUAACAUAAUUUAAGCAAAAAGUUAUUUGUUCUAAAAAUGACAGAAAAAAAGUUUUGUUCUAAAUGUUAAACAUGCAUGUUUUACUGUGGGGUGAAUAACCUAAUUGUUUGGAAUUGUCUGUAGUUUGAAAAACAAUCUCGUUUCACACUGUAUAAUAAAGUUUUCAAUCUAGAAUGUUUGUUUCCAUCUAUCAUGGCAAAGUUAUUGUAUGUGGGAUUGUCACAUUAAUGCAAUUUACGAAUACAAUGUACAAGCAAUGUUGUUUCAGUUCUUAGACAGUUCUAUAGAACUUGGGUCAUAAAGUUCUAUAGCAUUUCUAUAAAAUGUUACAUAGAAAUUCUUUAGAACUUGGGUCCUAAAGUUCUAUAAAAUUUCUAUAGAAAUUCUUUAUAAACGUUCUAUAGAAAAUUUUUAGCGGGGCAGCCCUAUGGGGAUCACAAGCCAGUGCAGUCUGUUGGCCGGUCCCAAGCCCGAAUAAAUGCAGAGCGUUGAGUCAGGAAGCCCAUCCAGUGUAAAACUGUGCCAAAACACAUAUGAGCAUUCAUCAAAUGAAUCCCAUACCAGAUCGGUCGUGGCCCGAGUUAACAGCGCCCACACCCAGCGCCAUUAACCUGCAGGGCGUCGGUGGAAUUUCAGCUAC